AACCCUCAGGUACUUACAGUUGUUUUGCCCACAACCACACACGUCAAAGUAUCUCAGAACGUGUUCGAAAUCAUUAGCCUAUCAGCGCGACGCUCCCGACUGGAAAUCAAUCACUCAGCCAAUUGGCAUUGCCGAGCAGAAUUUAGAUUUUUCAAAACUGCCCCGCCAUGUUGUUAUUUUGAGUUACCGAACUUGUUUAUCUGAGGACCCACGUCCAGAAAGGGUGCUAGCUGGACAGCUAUAACUUUGAAAUCACCACUAACAACUACUUUUUCCAACAGGAUCAUGGACUCUAUGGAAGUUCGUUUCGGCCACCUGCGUCAGCGUGACGCCAGUGUGGACAUGCUGCGGGUGAAGAUGUUUCGGAGAAGGUCGCAGUCCCAGAAGGUGAACCGAGACAAGGCCCUGAACAGCCGCAGACAGCUUGACAAUCUCCCCGAGUUUGAAUGUUCUCAACUGGACAUGUCGGUUGCGAAAAAUGUGUCAGUAGUUCAGGAAAAUGUAGCGAAUGUAAAGCAAGUGAAAAACGCUGCAGUGGAGGAGCGAAUGAAAAAGCUUGCCCGCUACAAAGAGAAGAAGGAGCUUGUGAAGGAGAAAGAAAAGAGGGCAAGGGAGAAGAAGGGGAUGUUCAAGGUUGGGCUGUACCGGCCAGAGGCUCAGCCCCUGGUCCCUCUGCCGCAGGCCCCAGCUGCCACAAUAAAAGCCAGGGCAACAACGCCAGUGGUCCAGCCCCAAUCCACCAGAGUGACUCGCUCCACCAUGAGGCAGCAGGCCCCCAAGGUGACUUUUCCCCUGCCAAGUCUACAUUUGUUCUGCACAUGUCUUUAUCCUAUUGACACUCUCCAAGAAAAGGUUGGUGUUUCUUUACCCCCACUUUACCUCUAA
Messenger RNA from Oncorhynchus gorbuscha (pink salmon), 885 nucleotides. Its product is annotated as disks large-associated protein 5-like. Bases 286 to 885 code for a protein of 199 amino acids. The record is from RefSeq and is a predicted model, not a curated record. Lineage: Eukaryota; Metazoa; Chordata; Actinopteri; Salmoniformes; Salmonidae. The transcript is spliced from 5 exons.